UUUGGAAUUGAGAAUCAAUAAUCUACUUCAGCUGUCAAUAUUCAGUUUUUAUUCAGUACCCAUUAGUCCAAAGAUGCCCAGUCCACCAACAAUGUGCUUAUUCAGUUUAACUAGAACAAUUUCACCACCAUCUCACUCCCCUUCGCUGCCUCUUCUUUUCUCUUCCCCUUCCAUAUCUUCCCAUCUUACUAUUUCUUCCACCAGAAGGAAGAGUUCAGUGUUAAGUGUGAGAAAUCUUUGUUACAAGAGUGAAUUAAAGACGAGUGAAGUGAUGGAACAAAGUAAAGAGAAAGUUGAGCUCAAUCGCAAUCUUUAUCCACCUAUAGAGCCAUAUGAUACUGGGUUUUUGAAGGUUUCGGAUCUUCAUACUCUUUAUUAUGAACAGUCUGGAAAUCCUAGUGGCCAUCCAGUUGUCUUUCUUCAUGGAGGCCCAGGAGGAGGAACUGCACCAAGUAAUCGUAGAUUCUUUGAUCCAGAAUUUUACCGAAUCAUUCUAUUUGAUCAGAGAGGUGCAGGAAAGAGUACGCCUCAUGCUUGCUUAGUGGACAACACCACUUGGGACCUCAUCUCUGACAUUGAAAAGCUAAGAGAAUACUUGCAAAUUCCAGAAUGGCAGGUAUUUGGUGGUUCGUGGGGAAGUACUCUGGCCCUUGCAUAUAGCCAAGCUCACCCUAACAAGGUUACUGGAUUGGUCCUCAGAGGGAUCUUUCUUUUAAGAAAGAAAGAGAUUGAUUGGUUUUACGAGGGUGCUGCUGCUGCUAUAUACCCAGAUGCUUGGGAGCCAUUUAGAGAUCUUAUCCCAGAAAAUGAAAGGGGAUGUUUCCUUGAUGCUUACAGCAAGAGGUUGAACUCUGAUGAUAUGGAAACACAAUUUGCAGCUGCAAGAGCAUGGACCAAAUGGGAAAUGAUGACUGCCCAUCUUCUGCCAAAUGAAGAGAACAUCAAGAGAGGGGAUGAUGAUAAUUUUUCGUUGGCUUUUGCAAGAAUUGAAAACCACUACUUUGUUAACAAGGGCUUUUUUCCUUCAGAUUCUUUCCUAUUGGACAAUGUUGAUAAAAUAAGGCAUAUACAUGCUACAAUUGUACAGGGAAGAUACGAUGUUUGUUGUCCUAUGAUGUCUGCUUGGGAUCUUCACAAGGCAUGGCCCGAGGCAGAUUUAAAGGUGGUUGCAGAUGCAGGACAUUCUGCUAAUGAACCAGGCAUAGCUGCAGAACUUGUAGCUGCAAAUGAGAAGCUUAAAAACAUCAUCAAGAACGGAUCCUGAACAGGAGUAGGUGAAACCGAGCUGUGAGAAUCGGAUCCUGCUACAGAUUCUUGGGGCAUAACAUAACAUAAGAGAAGAAGCAUAAAUUUGAAGUAGGGUUGAACAUGAUAUACUGGAAAAUAAUGGGGAUCUGUAUUUGAUUAUCUGAGCCAUUGCUGCUGCAUGGGCAGUCCUCCUCUAUCAGAAGGGUGGUGAAUAUUGUGGUUUGUAUUGGAUUGCAGGUUUCACAGAAUUUUUACUAAGCCACCUUCUGUGCUUUCUCAAA
Molecule: messenger RNA, 1529 nt
Organism: Ricinus communis (castor bean)
Lineage: Eukaryota; Viridiplantae; Streptophyta; Magnoliopsida; Malpighiales; Euphorbiaceae
Product: proline iminopeptidase
Exons: 11
Coding region: 74-1264 (396 amino acids)
Biological process (GO): proteolysis
Cellular component (GO): cytoplasm
Molecular function (GO): aminopeptidase activity
Source: RefSeq, a predicted model, not a curated record